This is a messenger RNA of Caenorhabditis bovis, 333 nucleotides long. The record is from the annotation of a GenBank genome assembly. Lineage: Eukaryota; Metazoa; Nematoda; Chromadorea; Rhabditida; Rhabditidae.
AUGGCUAACACUGCGAUUCACGUUUUCUUGCUCGCUUCGCUUUGCGUUGCAGCCGUAUUCACGCAGGCAUAUGAUGAUGUCACAACUGAAAAGCGCGCCAUGAGAAAUGCCCUUGUACGCUUUGGAAGAGCAAGCGGUGGAAUGAGAAACGCCCUCGUUCGAUUUGGCAAACGAUCAUCCAUGGAUGAGGACUUUUCACCAGAAAGCCAAUACCAAGGAAAACGCAACGGAGCACCACAACCAUUUGUGCGCUUCGGUCGGUCUGGUCAAAUCGAUCAUAUUCACGACAUUCUGACAACUAUUCAGAAGCUGCAAUUCGCCGGCAACAAGUAA